Molecule: messenger RNA, 2305 nt
Organism: Suncus etruscus (white-toothed pygmy shrew)
Lineage: Eukaryota; Metazoa; Chordata; Mammalia; Eulipotyphla; Soricidae
Product: zinc finger protein 829-like
Exons: 3
Coding region: 109-1209 (366 amino acids)
Biological process (GO): regulation of transcription by RNA polymerase II
Molecular function (GO): DNA-binding transcription factor activity, RNA polymerase II-specific; RNA polymerase II cis-regulatory region sequence-specific DNA binding
Source: RefSeq, a predicted model, not a curated record
GACCGUUAGAUCCGGGAGGUGCAAGAUGGUGGUGCCAGCGGGAGCCGCCGCCGCCGCCGCCGAAGCCGAAGCCGAAGUUGGAGUUCGCGUCUCGACCCCGACGCGCUAAUGGCUGGGACUGAGGGGAGUGAAGGAUUUUGCUAUUCUCAGCCAGCUGUAAUCUCCCUACUGGAACAAGGGAGAAAGCCCACCCAGAUGGUUGACAAAGAGUUGACUAGAGGCCAUUGUUCAGAACUCAUAUCACAUGAAAACAACAUAUUAUCUCUAAAGAAGAGCCAUUUCAGUCAAGUACUAUUUACCCAUGAAGGCAUGCCAACUUAUAUUCAGCCCACAUUUUUAACUCCAUAUCCAGAAAAUGUUAAUGAAGAAAAGUCUUGUGAAUGGAACAUUUGCAGAGAGACCUUUACUCAGAACUCACAGUUUAUUCAGCAUCCAAAAACUCAUGCUGCUGAAAAGCUCUAUGGAUGUAAGGAGUGUGGGAAAUUAUUUAGUCGUGGGUCACUUGUUACUCGCCAUCAGCGGGUUCACACAGGAGAAAAACCUUAUGAAUGUAAGGAAUGUGGCAAGUCUUUUAGUUGUAGUUCAUAUUUUUCUCAACAUCAGAGAAUUCACACCGGUGAGAAACCCUAUGAAUGUAAACAAUGUGGGAAAACCUUUAAUUAUUGUUCAAAUCUUAAUGAUCAUCAGAGAAUUCACACAGGUUUAAAACCUUAUGAAUGUUACGUAUGUGGAAAAGCCUUUGCUAAGAGUUCACAACUUUUCCCACAUAUCAGAGUCCAUACUGGUGAGAAACCUUAUGAGUGUACAGUGUGUGGAAAAGGAUUUACUCAACACUCAAGACUUACUCAGCAUCUGAGAAUGCACACUGGUGAGAAACCUUAUGAGUGUCAGGAAUGUGGAAAGGCCUUUAGUAGUGUCUCCUCUCUUACUAACCAUCACAGAAUUCAUACUGGGAAGAAAGUUUAUGAAUGUAAUGAAUGCGGAAAGGCCUUUAUUCAGAGCUCAGAACUUAUUCAGCAUCUUAGAAUUCAUACAGAUGAAAAGCCUUAUGAAUGUAAUCAAUGUGGGAAGGCUUUUAAUAGAAGUUCCAAUCUUACCAGGCAUCAAAGAAUUCACACAGGAGAGAAACCCUAUCAAUGUAAGGAAUGUGGAAAGGGCUUUGGUAGUAGCUCUGACCUCCUUCGCCAUGAAGGAAUUCACACUGGGUGAAUGAAAUACCGAUUUGAUGCUUGUUUGUUUGUUGGUUUAUGGGCCACACCCAGCGGCAUUAAGGUUACUCCUGGCUCUGCACUCAGAAAUUGCUCCCGGCAGGCUCGGGACCCUAUGGGAUGCCAGGGAUCAAACCUGGGUUAGCUGCAUGCAAGGCAAAUACCUUACCCGCUGUGCUAUCACUCCGGCCCAAUUUCAUAAUUUUUGUAAUAUUUAUUAAAACAGUGAAAAAAUAAUAAUGCACGAGUAAAGUUGUUCUGUGCAGUGUUUCUUAGGGUUACUGUAGUAAAAUACUACCAAACUCUUAAAAAUAUCGUAAAACUGUUAAUGCCACAACUUUAUUUUUAUUAUUAAAGUUCAAAAUCAGAGUUGUUGAAAGAAUAAUUCCUGUGAUAAUGUUUCAUUUCUUCUGCUACCUAAUAACUUUUGAUAUUUCUUGCCUUGUUGCUGCAUUAGUCCAAUCUGUCACUUCACAAUGCACUCACUAUAUCUGGCUUUGUUUUUUGUUGGUUUUGUUUUUUUGCAGGUGCAUACCCAACAAUGUUCCUGGCUCUGCACUCAGGAAUCACUCCUGGCUGGCUCGGGAUCAUGUGGGAUCCCAAGGACCAAACCUGGGUCAACCACAAGCAAGGCAUAUACCACCCGUUGUAGGGCCUCUCGCCCCUAGAUGUUUAUUGUUAAUGAUGUAAAAUAAUCUCUGUUUGGUCUGAAGUGACAGUAGAGUGGAUAGGGUGCUUGCUUUGCACUUAGCUUACCCUUAGCCUGGUGUGGUAUAUCCCUUGUGCUUCCCCCAAGCACUGUGAGGAAUAAUUCCUAGUGCAGAGCCAGAAAUAACCCUGAAGCAUUGUUGGGUCUAUGGCCCAAAAUCCACAUCACCCUCCCCCACCCCCACCCACACAAAAUGUCUUCUAUGGUUAACUCUCAUUUGACAAACAUGGUGCUUGCUAAAACUUUAUGAUCAAAAAAGCUGGAGCCUUUGCUUUGCUUGCAUCAUGCUGGAGGCCCUGCUUUGAUCCCUGACUGCAUAGUUCCUUGAACAUUGCAUGUGGAAUAAUCCCUGAGUAUCACAGAAUGUGGCUCACAAACAAACCCCCCC